Messenger RNA from Platichthys flesus (European flounder), 3747 nucleotides. RefSeq names its product spindlin-1 (gene spina). The record is from RefSeq and is a predicted model, not a curated record. Lineage: Eukaryota; Metazoa; Chordata; Actinopteri; Pleuronectiformes; Pleuronectidae. The transcript has 8 exons. The coding region runs from base 264 to 1040 and encodes 258 amino acids. Gene Ontology annotation, biological process: gamete generation.
GUCUGGGUCUUGCUUCCGCGUUUUGACGCUCCGGGUUAAUUCUGGUUCCUGUGAAGUGGAUCCGGACUCAGUGUGGACGGACCGAACCCGCCUCUGCCCCUCGGACCCCCGCGUGUCCCUGAAGCCCACCGACGGUUUGAUUCCGGUUUGGAGCGCAGACGUGAAGUCUGAGUCCUGAACACAGACGACGUCUCUUUCCUGAAAACCUGAGCGUGACCUGUUGUGCGUCUGGGCAGCCUGGCUGCCUCCCUGCAUCUAGAUGAAUGAAGAACACUCCGGGACUCAGAGACACAGCUGAUACAGGGCAUGAAGGUGUUUCUGUAAAUAUGAUGAAGAAGAAGAAUCCUCACAAGAAACACAAGAGCAGCCUGAGUCCGACCACCAACGCUCUGUCGCAGCCUCAACGCAGCCUGGUGGGCAGCCGGAUCCAACACGUGUGGAAGGAGGGGGGGGGCCACGUGGUCUGGAAGGGAACGGUGCUGGACCAGGUGCCAGUGAACCCGUCGCUCUACCUGAUCAAGUACGAUGGCUUCGACUGUGUUUACGGUCUGGAGCUGCACAAGGACGAGAGGAUCCAGGGGCUGGAGGUGCUUCCUGACCGGCUGGCUAAAUCCCGUGUGACAGACGCCAGCCUGGCAGACACCAUGAUAGGGAAAGCGGUGGAGCACAUGUUUGAGACGGAGGAGGGUCCGAAGGAGGAGUGGCGGGGGAUGGUUCUGGCCCGAGCUCCCAUCGUGACCACCUGGUUCUACAUCACCUACGAGAAGGAGCCCGUCCUCUACAUGUAUCAGCUGCUGGACGAUUACAAAGCAGGAGAUCUGCGCAUCAUGCCCGAAUCCAACGACAGCGUCCCGACGGAGCGGGAGCCCGGGGAGGUGGUGGACAGCCUGGUGGGCAAACAGGUCGAGUACGCCAAAGAGGACGGCGGCAAGCGAACCGGCAUGGUCAUUCACCAGGUGGAGGCCAAGCCCUCCGUGUACUUCAUCAAGUUUGACGACGACUUUCUCAUUUACGUCUACGACCUGGUCAAGACCUCGUAAAACCUGACGUUGACAUCUGGAGUGGGACCGUAGAACAAAAUGAAAAGGUUGCUGCAGAAGAACAAAGGACAGAUGCUCAGUGAAGGUGAAGCCUCAUCUACGACCGUCUGUGACUCUUAAAAUGGACAAAAUUAAAUUGGCCUUGGAUUUAUGUUACUCUCCCAAAGUCUUUGAAAGAAGGAAAUCUGUCUGGAAAUUCAGUUUUAAUCCCGUAUUUCAGUUGAAGAUGAAACGAGGCGUUUUAGAAACUCACAUUCUGAACAAAGAUUUGCUGACAACUUAAAAUCUGUUUCAUCCCCUGAACCUCAAAAGAGAAUCCUUCUUAGUGUCUGGUUUCAUCCAGUGAGCUGCAGAGGAAGAUCUCCGGUGUGGCUGACGUGUGAUUAAUGAGCAGAACUAAUGAUCAUAACACGGAAAAGUUUGACAAAGAAACAAGACCGAUCGUGACCCCAGAAUAAGAGGAGACUCCCAGAGAGGAUGAAAAGUCUGGAGGUGAAAGAAAGACGAGAAGGAGGCGAUUCUUGGUCCAUUAAAGCAAAAGCAAGAAAAAAACUCACAAUUAGUCAAAAUUAGUGAAAACAACCUUAGAAAUAGAUAUAACUCAUAAAUAUGACUCGACAAUUUCUGUAAAACUGAGAUUCAUGAGACAAGAAACCAAGAGAGUUGUUUAAUUAUUCUGAACCCUGUAUACGAGUGUGAGUUGAUUAAUUAUUAAAAUAAUAAUAAUCAUUAUCAUCAUGGAUGAAACAUGACACUUUUGCCAUUUCUGAAAGAAGAGUCUUUAAAAAAGAUCCAAAAAGGAACCAGAGAGUUUGAGCCGAGUGGGAUUCUAUUGUUUUUCUAUUGUACAGAAGCAAAACAGAGUUUCAUGACAUCUUGUGCUUAUUGUCCCGGCUCCACUUCACCAACAUGAAGCUCAACAGAUCAAACUCAAUCUGUCUCUCAUCUUAAACCCUGUCGUGAAGUCCUGUGAUGUUGAGGACGAUCGGACUUUCUGGUGAUUUCACUGAAGCCUUUGGACUCGUGUCUUUUUCUAGAAGGUCGGUGAAGGAUUGAAAAGGACGGAGUGUCCUCUGCACCUUGUUGUAAUGUUUGGGUAAAAUCUGCAUUUCUGUGGGUUCCUCUUCUUCUGACGUCAAAACGGAUUCAAGGAGCUGGAAACUGGUUUAAUGCACCUUUAGAAACUGGAGGAUGAGGAGAAGAGUCCCUGGACAGCUCAUGACUUUUGACGUCGCUGGAAUUUACCAGAAAAAACGACCUCAUUCAGUUCAGUUUUCAGACUUCAGUUUACUACGAUCGGUCGAGAAGAGAAUGUUACUGAAAGGAAAGCAUCAGUUUGUAUUUACACACAAACCAAAAGGUCGUGGACUCCUUGUGGCGUAGAUCCCACAUCCUCCUGGUCGACUGAAGGAACCAGACGUUUCCCUCAGACGUCUGUUCUGCAGCACGUCGGCAGUCGGAGGAAACUGUCGGUUGUGUCUGGUAAUGAAGAGGUUAAGACGAAGUGAAGGUUUAAAUUUACUUUCGAUUUGCUUUGAUUUGAUCGAGACUGAAUGUUUUUCAUAAACCUGCGUUCUGUUCAAAGCUUCACGUUUAAAAGAUUUAAUUUUAUUAUCGUGAAAGAACAUUUGGAAGCUGAUGUCAUUUUCCUCCCAAAUAUUUCUACAUUGGGGUAAAAAGGAAACCAGUAAAGACCAGUGACUGUAAAUAAAGAUGGACGACACUUCUCCACUUCCUCCUGUUUAGGUUUCGAACGCUGCCGUCUCCAACUGGUGACGUUAUGUAAAUGUCCCGUCCAUACACCUGCUCGACCAAUCAGGAGUCAGAACCUGUUUAUUCAUGUGUUUCUGAUCAGUUUGGUUUUAAUUAGUUAAUUGAUCAUAUGAAAACAGACUGAGACGUCUUGAUUGACAGCUUAGACUGACUCCUGAUUGGUCAGGUGCAUGUAUGGGUGGGACCUAGAUAAUACAGCUCUACUUCCUGAUCACCACUUCACAGACUCGGACUCUGAAUGUUCAAAGCUGUCCAGGAUGUUUUGGCUUAAUUUCCCGAUAGUGGGAGGAAAUGCAGAUGGGUCCCCCAUCUUUAAUUAGUCUGUGCUCUCAACCAAUCAGAUGUCUGCACUGCUCAGAACCCAGCUGUUUCUGUCAAACCUUCAGUCUUUGUGCUUCCUGUGAUGUCGUUAGUUGCUGAGGCAGAUUCCAGCUCUUAUUGUAACUGCACUAAAAAACUGAGGUCUGCAGGUUUCUGAUCAUCUGAUCCAGGAUCAGUUCAGUAAGGAGUCGUCCCGAAGCUUCGAGUCACAGCGAGUCACGUCCAGUUCAUUUUAAUAUUCAAAUACAAACGGUUAUUAUUAUUGUUGUUGUUGGAAUGACCUCGGCCUUCUGUCAUCCUUCUGCCUUGUAAUGUUUGUUUUUGUAUGUUUUAAAUGUAUGUUAAUAAUUUUUAAUGUUAAUGGAAAACCUGACGUCUUGCGUCUUCUUUCCAAACAUCUUCACAAGUCUGACAUCAGCCAGCAGGACGGGUCUGCUGCUCUGCUCAAAGGCACUGAGGCAACAUGCAGCGGUAGAUUGAGUAAAUGAUGGAGUCGUUUGUCAGAAGUCAAACUAAGUCUUCGUCUUCUCAGGACGAGUCAGCAGGAACAAUUCUUUAACAUUUCUCUACUCACUUUUAAAUACUUUGAAAUGUAUAAAAACCUUCACAUCAA